AUGCCUUUUGGGAUUGUCAAGUAUUCAUCCUUGCCGAAGGAUGAAGGAAAGCCCUUUGCUUUCAUUAUAUAUGCUGAUAAGGCAAAGCUCUCCUCAUUUGGUCGUCAAAAGGCAUAUCCCGUCAUUGCACGAUGUGCGAAUUUACCUGUGGGAAUAUGCAAUGGUGAAGGUUUCGGCGGCGGUCGCCUUGUAGGCUGGCUUCCGAUUGUCGAAGAAGACAGAAAGUAUUCCGGGACUCAGUCCUUUGUCAAUUUCAAGAAUGUCAUCUGGCAUGAAUCAUUCAAGCGUCUUCUCAAAUCAAUUGCGCUGCUCUCGAAAACCGGUUGUUGGGUCAUGUGUUGGGAUAACAUCAAGUGUCUCUUUUACCCGCUUAUUCUCAUUUUAUCAGCUGACUACGAGGAGCAAUGUGUUAUGGCAUUGAUACGCGGAACCAAGUGCAAAUGUCCUUGUCCCGUUUGUCUCGUUCCUAGAGAAGAGCUUGGGAAUGUACUGACAUCGUACCCACUGCGAACAAGCGCGUCUGUUCAAGCGACAAUCACAGAGGCUCGAAGUUUCAGUCGACAAGAAGACAAAGAAAAGUUAUUAAUGUCUCAAGGCCUCCGAGACGUAGACAAUGCAUUUUCAGAUGUUGCUCACACAGACAUCCAUUCUGCAGUCUCAUUUGACCGCUUACAUUUUCAGAAACGCAUCAAAUCAGUUGGUCGGCAGAUACAGUCUGAAAUCGAUGUACACUUUGACUCAAUGCCUCGUUGGCGCAACAUCAAUAAUUUUAAGCAUGUCAUGGACAUAUCAUUUUCUGACGGCUCGAAGUAUGAAGAUAUCUCUAAGCUUAUCAUAUUUGCCGCACAUGACGUCAUUGACCGAGGCACUCACACACUCCCUUAUCUGCUCCUUCGAUGCAUCCGUGAAUACGUGAACAUCGACAUGUAUGCUGCUCUUGAAGUGCACACAUCGGAAACCAUUGCUGCGGGCUGUCUGGCCAUAACGGAGUUCACACAACUAUUGGAGCGAUAUAGCGCAAAAGAUGACUCAGGAAAGAAUUGGGCAUACCCGAAACGGCAUGCAUAUGCCCACCUGUUCGAUGAUAUUGAAGCAAAGGGUGCUACACAGAAUACUAACACCAAGCCAAAUGAGAAGUGUCAUGGCCCAAUCAGACAGAUUUAUCUUCGGGGGACGAACUUCAAAAAUAUUGCUGAACAGGUACUUCGCCUCGACCAUUGCUUCCUCAUUGCGCAUUCAAUUCGUUUGGAUAUUGAGGAUUAUGAUGACCUCAUUGUGUCUCAAAAGGACCCUUCUUGGGUGCAGCAGCAAAACGAGCAAACAUUUGCGGCCUUGGAGCAAGAGCAUGCAAGCGAUAAUGCAUUCAAUCGGUUUCGCAUCAAGCUUGCAAACUUUCUGAGUGAUUCCCUCCCUGCUCACGGAAUACCGCUACCUGGCGGAAAACGAAUCAAGUUCAUGCCUGAUGAAACUGUAACCGAGCAUCGCUUCGUAAAGGUCAACUAUGAGUCCAUUGUGGACUGGCGCACUGCUACAGACUAUCUUCGAUGUAGUCCCUCAUUUCACAACUUCCCUCGAUAUGACUGUGUCAUCCUUCAAACUCAAGCCGGAGUGAUAUUUGGGCGUUUACUGAUGCUUUUCACUUGUGUCGUGGAUGGUCAAACUCAUCCAGUUGCUCUCGUUCAUCCAUAUGAUGCUCUGGUUGGACAACGCUCUCUCAAAGAUAAACACUUUCAGUUCUGGCGUAUUCGUCAAAGACCGAGGAUCUCAUCCAAAUUUUUUUCAGUUCACUCAAUCAUCCGUGGCGCAGCACUUGCAGAAGAUCAUAUCAUCCAGGGUGAUUACCUGGUUAUUGACACAAUUGACACUGACAUGUUCUUGCGCAUGAAGGUGCACAAGUCUGCCGGUCAUGUGGAAUGA
Molecule: messenger RNA, 1917 nt
Organism: Suillus bovinus
Lineage: Eukaryota; Fungi; Basidiomycota; Agaricomycetes; Boletales; Suillaceae
Exons: 12
Coding region: 1-1917 (638 amino acids)
Source: RefSeq, a predicted model, not a curated record